This is a messenger RNA of Propithecus coquereli (Coquerel's sifaka), 690 nucleotides long. It is a transcript of the gene ARL6IP5, whose product is annotated as ADP-ribosylation factor-like 6 interacting protein 5. Gene Ontology annotation, cellular component: membrane. The record is from RefSeq and is a predicted model, not a curated record. The transcript has 2 exons. The annotation marks the transcript as partial. Gene Ontology annotation, biological process: negative regulation of transport. Lineage: Eukaryota; Metazoa; Chordata; Mammalia; Primates; Indriidae.
AUUACCACGUCGCUUCAGACAGGGGAUUUCCGCUGGUUGCUUUCGGUCAUUUCAUCUCUACUCUGCACUGGGUCCCUUGCUCUGUCGCGGGGCCCCUGUUUUGCUGUAACCACUCGGAGCCAAUCAAGAAGAAGAGCAAACACGCCCGCCCGCUCUCAAUUUCCGUUGCUCUGCUGCCUGCCAACCGCAAAGCCGAUCGCGACGGAGCCGCUGUCAGCUCUUCAACCCAGCUCAGCUGAUCGGUUGCCGCCGCCGCCGCCACGGGAUUCCGGAGGCGAAGAACGCCAAGCGGAGAACAUGGACGUGAAUAUCGCCCCACUCCGCGCCUGGGACGAUUUCUUCCCUGGCUCUGACCGCUUCGCCCGGCCAGACUUCAGGGACAUUUCCAAAUGGAACAACCGCGUGGUGAGCAACCUGCUCUAUUACCAGACCAACUACCUGGUGGUGGCUGCCAUGAUGAUUUCCGUCGUGGGGUUUCUGAGCCCCUUCAACAUGAUCCUUGGAGGAAUUGUGGUGGUGCUGGUAUUCACGGGGUUUGUGUGGGCAGCCCACAAUAAAGAUAUCCUCCGCCAGAUGAAGAAGCGAUACCCCACGGCGUUCGUCAUGGUGGUCAUGUUGGCUAGCUAUUUCCUCAUAUCCAUGUUUGGCGGAGUCAUGGUCUUUGUGUUUGGCAUCACUUUUCCUUUGCUG